AUGGCAAUUGUGGUGAUGAAUGGGCCAACUGAAACGUCCCGAUACGAGAGUAUAGCGCACGAUGAACAGACUAGCGAAGGCAAAAAGCCGACUGUCAACCAAAGGCAGAUACAGAAUGAUAAGGCUGCCAAAAAAGCUGCGCUGCUCGACGAGAUGUUUACGCGAUUAGCGAAGGCAAGAAUCAGCAAGGAUGAUUCGGAUGCGAACGAAUCACAUGUACCUAAUAGUGCCAACAGGGGUGGUUAUGAGGAGGUCCUAGCCUGUACGAUGGUGCUUACUCGACUGUUAGACGCGACAAAUACGACGCACAUUGAGCGACUGCAUGCAGCACUUGGAUUCAACUUUUUAAUUCAGAUGCUCCGUUCAGGUAAGUUGUUCGCUUUCACUAUCUUGCAGCAUUUUUUUUAG
Sphaeroforma arctica JP610 is the source of this 408-nucleotide messenger RNA. RefSeq lists its product as hypothetical. Bases 1 to 408 code for a protein of 135 amino acids. NCBI's taxonomy places the organism in Eukaryota, Ichthyosporea, Ichthyophonida. The transcript has 2 exons. The record is from RefSeq and is a predicted model, not a curated record.